Messenger RNA from Closterium sp. Naga37s-1, 1260 nucleotides. NCBI's taxonomy places the organism in Eukaryota, Viridiplantae, Streptophyta, Zygnematophyceae, Desmidiales, Closteriaceae. The record is from the annotation of a GenBank genome assembly.
AUGGACGACGAGUCGCACCGCAUGAUGGUGCAAACGAUGAUGGCUUUUGAGACGUCUCAGAGGCAAGUAAUGAUGACAAUGGCAGCAUUUGACGACGCCGUGGCAGCGGCUUUCUCAAGAUCAUCUCUUCAACAAGAUUUCUGUGGCGGCGCUUCCGGCGCAGGUGGCGGCGCUUCCGGCGCAGGCGGCGGCUCUUUGCUAUUCGAGUCUCGAACUGCUGCGGCGGCAACUGCUGCUGCUCCAUGCGCGCCGCCGCUGAACGGCGAAAGAGAAGAUCUUGGCGACAUUUCGCAGUGGUUACAGGCGGUCAUGAUGGGAGAGUCGCACGGAGUCGCAGGGGGGUUCGCUCCAGGGGGGUUCACAGCCGGUGCUAGUACAGCUGGUGCAGUAGCCGGUGCUACAGCUGGCGCCACAGCCGAAUGUUUCAGAGGCAGUUCUGGCAUGGAGAGAAUGCAGAUGAUGGCGUCUUUUAUGGCCGCUAACUCGGAGGAGGAUGGGGAGGAGGAGGGGGAGGGGGAGGGAGAAGAACGGGCGGGUGAGGAUGAGGAAAACCAGGGGAGGGAAGGGGAGGAGGGAACAGACGACGUGAUGAUGAAGCAGGGAGAUGGUGGGGAGGGAAGGGGGGGUGUGAAGGAGGGGAGAGAGAAUGGACGAGCGGCGGCAUGGAUGGCGGUUGAUGGUCCCAAUGCUGCUGGCCCUCCUGCUGCUGCUGCUUUUGCUGCUGCCGCAUCUGCUUCUGUUGAUGGCGCUGCAGCUGCUGCUGCUGCUGCUGCUGCUGCUGCUGCUGCUGCUGCUGCUGACACUCCUGCUUUUGUUGCAGGGGGGUUUGUGUUUGGGGAGAGAGGGGGCAUGCAAGCAGCCGAUGGUGGUGCUGGCAGUGGUGAUGCCGACAGUGCUGGUGGUGCUGCUGCUGAUGGUGCUGCUGCUGGUGGUGCUGCUCGUGCUGGCAGUGAUGGUGGUGGCGGUGGUGGUGGUGGUCUCACUAACAGUGCUGGUGCCGGCAGUGGUGGGCGGCACAGGCAAGGGCAGCAGGCAAACAUCAAGCCGAGGUCGGUGCGAGAGCGGCGCAGGAGAGAAAGAAUCAGUGAGUCACUGAAGCGGUUGAGAAUGACUGUGCCUUUGGACCUGCUGGGUCCACACCAAGACCUGGGAUCCAUGAUAGAAGGAGCCGUCAACUACAUUGAAGUCAUGCAGAUGAGACUGUCAGAGCUGCAGCAGCGAGUGCUGGAGGGGGAGAUCAGAGCACGCCUCAACAGGUAG